CACAUACACACACACACACACACACACACAAUCCAGCACCGACAGCACCAUCAGACGGAGCUGCCUGCCGCUGCCACUGGCUCCUCACAGGCAGAGACAGGGAGCUGGGAGCCCGCCUGGAGACGACCUAAUGCUGCCGCUGCUUCCAUUGCACAAAGGAGGAGAGUGGAGGAGAGGAGCCGUGGACCCGGGCUUGUGAGGCAGAUAUAGAUAUACUGGGAAGAAGAAGGGAGGGAAGGUGAGUGAAUGCAGUCCAGUCCAGUUGCUGUUGCUGCUGGUUUCGCUGCUGGAGGAGGAGGAGGAGGAGGAAGCGCAGAGGCUGAAGAGGCUGGAGGAGCAAAAAAAAAACCAUCCCGCAGAGAUCCAGAGAUCCAGGCAGAGCAGCAGUGAUCAGAGAGCCUCCAGGUUUGCAGAUGUGGAUGGAGCGGUGUGCAAGGUCUAGUCCUGGGUGUCUGGCCCAGUGAUUUAACCCCAGACAGGAGCAGGAGGAAGCAGUGGAGAGGAGGGUCAUGGGGAUGAGCCUGAACCAGGACUGGCUCCUGCCUUUCCUCUUCUUGCUGCUGAUGAUCACAGUGUCGCCAACACACAGCCAGGGAUGUCCUCAACGUUGCGACUGCAUCGCGAAGCUCAAGACCGUGUCCUGUUUCGGCAAACGCCUGUCAGCACUGCCAGACGGCAUUCCACAGGACUCCAAGAUCCUGGAUCUCAGUGGAAACAAACUCCGCUGGGUAGAGCAUGGAGACCUGCUUUCGUAUCCCCGACUUGAAAAGUUGGACUUGAGUGACAACAUGAUUAGUGUCCUAGAACCGAAUGCUUUUUCUAGUCUCCAGAACCUGCAGUCGCUUUCGCUGAGGGGCAACCAGCUGAAACUGGUCCCAAUGGGGGCUUUCUCACGUCUCUCCAACCUGACGUCACUGGACCUCAGUGGGAAUAAGAUUGUGAUUCUUUUGGACUUUACUUUCCAGGACCUGAAAAGCCUAAAAAACUUAGAAGUUGGAGACAAUGAUCUGGUUUAUAUCUCCAACAAGGCCUUUCUGGGUCUCGUGGGGCUGAGGGAGCUGACCAUCGAGAGGUGCAACCUGACAUCUGUGUCCAGCCAGUCUCUGUCUUAUCUGCAUAACCUGGUGACUCUGCGGCUCCGCUACCUCAGCAUCUCCUCCUUAGAAGACCAGAACUUCCGCAAGCUGGGAAACCUGAAGGGGCUUGAAAUCAACCACUGGCCCUUUCUAGAGCACAUUUCCCCUCACAGCUUGCAGGGGCUUAACUUGUCCUGGUUGUCUAUCACACACACUAACAUCACAUCUGUGCCGACCUCCGCCCUGCGCAGUCUGGCCCACCUCACCAGCCUCAACCUUUCCUACAACCCCAUCUCGGUGUUGGAGUCCUGGGCGCUGCGGGACCUUGUCAGGCUGAAGGAGCUGCAUAUGGUCAACACGAACCUGAUAAUAGUGCAGCCAUACGCACUGGGUGGCCUGAGGCAGAUCCGCCUUCUUAACCUCUCCACUAACAGCCUGGUGACCCUGGAGGAGGGAGCGUUUCAGUCUGUCAACACUCUGGAGACACUACGUUUGGAUGGAAACCCUCUGGCCUGCGACUGCCGUCUGCUCUGGAUCCUCCAGCGCAGGAAGACCCUUAAUUUUGACGGCGCCUCCCCGGUGUGUAUGAUGCCUGUCGAGGUGCAAGGACGGGCGCUCAACGCUUUCUCUGACUCGGCCCUCUUUGAUCACUUCACUUGCCAGAAGCCCAAAAUCCGCAACAGGAAACUGCAGCAGAUAUCUGCCCGCGAGGGACAGGUGGUGUCGUUCAUAUGCAAAGCUGAAGGGGAGCCUGCGCCAGUGAUAUUCUGGAUCUCCCCUCAGCGCCGUCGCAUCACCACAAAGAGCAGCGGACGCUUAACUGUGUUACCAGAAGGCACGCUAGAAAUACGGUACGCCCAGGUGACAGACAGUGGAACUUACAUCUGCAUAGCCAGUAACGCUGGUGGAAAUGACACCUAUUUUGCCACUCUUACAGUGAGCGGGCUGCCGCUAGACGCAGCCCUCAUGGCCAACCGCACUUACUAUGCCGGGGAUCUAAAUGACACUAAUCUAAACGACACCAGAGUCUUCUUGAAGUUUACUCUGGACCUCAAGACCAUCCUCAUAUCCACAGCUAUGGGCUGCAUCAUGUUCCUGGGUGUGGUCCUGUUCUGCUUCAUCCUGCUGUUUGUGUGGAGUCGAGGGAGGGGGCAGCACAAGAACAAUUUCUCGGUGGAAUAUUCCUUCAGGAAAGUGGACGGACCUGCUGCGAGCGGAGGACAGGGCGGGGCGCGAAAGUUCAACAUGAAAAUGAUUUGAUCAUGGGCCUGUUUUUCUUUUUAGUAUUCUGUCCCUGAUGCUGUUUACAAGCAAUGGCAAGCUGGGACAUAAAAACACUGGAGUGGGUGCCUGCGCUUGCAAAACAUUAGAAUUAUUUAUUUAUAGGACGUUUUUGAAAAAUGACUACGUAUGGGAAAAAAGGCAAUCGGUAUGGAUUUGAGAUGAUGUAUUUCUACUGCUCUUUAUUUUGUGUCCUUGUUAUUGUGCAGAGGAAACGUGGAUUAUAUUUAAAGAUGUCUUCAAAGGACUGUUAAAAAAAAGACAAAGCAACAAUAGCACUCAGAGUCCCGUCAGUCUUUAACCUCUGCAGAACUCUUUGCCAACUCCCUCUUUCUUCCCCCCAGGAUCCCUGUCUCCCUUCAUCUGUAAAGGACUUCACCUUGCUCCGUUUGAGGCGACUCAAGCUCUCUAUCUCUAAACUCAUGAAUACAUAACAGCUGGGUGGUGCUCAAUGAUUGCCAAGGACUUGCCAACAUGUAUUUGACUAGUUUGAGCUAUAAUACUGCAUCUUUACACUCAUCUGCAGAACUUUAGAGCAUUAAUAUGUAGAGGCUCUGCUUUUUUAGCUGUUGAUGAGUUCUUACAGAAAAUAUGAAUUAUACAAAACGACUACUACUCUGCAACACUGCCAAUUUGACCAUAAAGCACCAUGUAAUAUCACUGUCAAUGUGGGAGAGAGAAGUUUUCAUUGGAUGGUCAAGGGUGACUUAAAACAAAAGUGGGGCUCUACAGGUCAUGUGCACACAUGCACACUUGCUCUUUCGUUUGUCCACUGUCACACUGUACAAGACUUUUGCCCUGUUAAUCUGAAAAUCCUGUGUAAAGAUGAACGUUGACUUCUUACUUUGAAUAAUGUGAAUUAUUUGUAAAGUGAACAUUUGUGUUGAAUAGAUUAUACUGUAUAAGAUUGUAUUAUAUAUUUUGUAAACUCUGACAUCCUUGUCGUUGUUUAUAGUAAUGUUGACUGAUCAGAUUUUGCCGUCCUACUGUAAUUGUAAUUCUUUUUCAAAAUCAUUGCUAUCUAGUCCAGUCAUAAACAGAUAUUUUACACUCUCACUGUAUCACAUCUGAGCUCAAACAACACAAAUCACAAGGGGGGCGUCCAUGUUAGGUUUUUGUUCGUCUGCCUAUUCCUGACCUUGUCACUGUCAUAAGGGAGGCGUUUGGCUGACCACCAGGGGAAGGAGUUAAGUGGACUCUCAUCAGGAUCUCAAUCUGUUUUUAGACACGAACAGAAAAAUGCUAAUGCGAUAUAGACCUUGCAGACUGGAACAGAGGUCAUAAUGAAAUUGAGCCAGUCAGAAGGGGAACUCUGGGUAUUUUAGGAAGACACAGACACUUUAACAGCAAAGGGCUCGGUGCUGGGGUCAUAACAACAGGCCACAAAAGGGAGGUGUGCAACAUUUUUGUACGAGUUUGAAUAUAUUUUGUUCUAUUGGUGAAAUUCAAUAAGAUUUAAUAAUUAAAUUUAAGGAAUACAGUCGGAAAAAGUCCUACGUUUCACAUGAAUUUGCAGUCAUGUCCACUGAAAAAUUAAAAUGUGUAGUACUUCUAUACCACACCAGUCUAUAUCAACCCUAGAAACUGGAGUCACUAAAUCAACUUUUCCUCAUAACCCCAGACAUUAUUUUGAGAGUGUGAGAAUACAGAUUAGCUGCAUAUAUAAUUUGAAACUUCUUUUGAUCGCACCAGUUGUGAGAUCAGCUGCUUAGGUUCAGCCAUUCCACUUUUAACACUGUUACUCUGCUGCCCUCUGUUGGCAAUAAAUGGCAAUAAUAAUAGUAAUAAUAAUAAUAAACUUGAUUUACUAAUUUGAUUUUCAAACUCCACAUUACAAAUUGCUUUACAAUGGCAGCAAAUCAAAAAUACUAGUCAUAAAAUCAUCAGCAAAAGAUUGAAUAAUCAUGUAAAAUUUCCCAUAAAGCAAUUAUGAAAGUGUUGGAGGGCUGACCUGCUGCCAAUAGUAUUGAAAGUGAAAAUUCAUUUUGUGUAAUAAAUUACGUAACAUUCCUCACAAAGCAAACAAACAGUACAAACUGUAAACGGAGUGGUGGAGCGUCAUUCCAUGUUCGCUCACAUAUACUGCACAAGAAGUUAUUAUUAACCAACUGUGAAUAUGUUCUUGGACUGAUCUGACAUCAGUUAAGUUUCCUCUCUGUGAUAACAACUGAUGUAUUUUUAAUUGUCUUACAUGAUGAACUCCUCCUGUAAAUAUGGAAGACAUUGUGUCUGGAAGUGCUAGACUGUUUUGUAUUGUACUGUUUUAUAAAAAGGAAGCACACUGUUUAUAAAGCAUGCUAUAUUAUCUGCUAUGAUGAUGUCCUGUCCUGUUUUUUACAGCUGCUGUCUGAUCUCUCCACCCUCUCUCUGUGUUGCAGAUUAUUAUGGUAUGUUUUUCCCCAGGUUUGUCUUAUUUAAUUUUUUCUUGAAAUAAUCAGUUGAUUCAGAUAAAUGAACGUGUUAUCUACACUACACAUAAAU
Molecule: messenger RNA, 4838 nt
Organism: Paralichthys olivaceus (Japanese flounder)
Lineage: Eukaryota; Metazoa; Chordata; Actinopteri; Pleuronectiformes; Paralichthyidae
Gene: lingo3a
Product: leucine rich repeat and Ig domain containing 3a
Cellular component (GO): extracellular matrix
Molecular function (GO): protein binding
Source: RefSeq, a predicted model, not a curated record